This is a messenger RNA of Hylaeus anthracinus, 8094 nucleotides long. It is a transcript of the gene pasilla, whose product is annotated as RNA-binding protein Pasilla. Gene Ontology annotation, cellular component: cytoplasm; nucleus. Lineage: Eukaryota; Metazoa; Arthropoda; Insecta; Hymenoptera; Colletidae. Gene Ontology annotation, molecular function: mRNA binding. The coding region runs from base 2207 to 3751 and encodes 514 amino acids. The record is from RefSeq and is a predicted model, not a curated record. The transcript is spliced from 5 exons. Gene Ontology annotation, biological process: regulation of alternative mRNA splicing, via spliceosome; mRNA splicing, via spliceosome.
AGAGAUGUCGUACGCGCACAUGUCUGAACGCGGUUCGUAUUAUCUGACGUACGUUUAAUAGCACUCAGGAGCCACCUCGUGGCUUAAAGACAACCUUUCGGGAGGGAAGAGCCCGCGCAUUUCGCGAAUUGUCGCUGUUGUCGGUAGCCCUGUAGCCCAACUAGAUACACGUUCACAUUUAACAAGUAACAGCAUUGCGACACGCGACCGUUGACUGAGCGGUUUUCAGUAUAUAAUUUUGCUGAUUUUUACGACUGAUUGUAACAUGAAAUAAAUUUUUAUUUUAAUUAUGUGUUACAUGGAAUUUUAUUUGUUUCGAUGGUAAAUCAGUUAGACCACCAGAAAAUAUGAUUCAUCACGGUAAAUACAAACCGAUCCUAUGUGCGCGUAAUUGUUAUUAGAAGACAAUACGUAUGACAUGUUGCAUACGAGCUUCGCUGAUGAUUACAUUGUCUGAUCGGUAAAAGGAAAACAUUUAGUGUGCGGUAGUGGACGUAACUUGAUCGUGCGCAUUGAUAGAACGAUAAUCAUUGUACCGUAUAUUAAACAUUUGUUGUGUCGGGGACUAUUUGUGCUCGAAAAGUUAUGUAUGUAACCACGCGAUUCGGUUUCAAACCAAUAACGUUCACUAAUUCGCGUUCCUUCCUCAGAUAAGAGUUUUAAAAAUACUUCCUUUGUAACCGUAACUAUAUGUGCAUAGAGAAAUAUUUGUAAAGAACGUCGUGUUCGUAACAUAUUCACACGUAUUGUCACUUUUCGAAGCAACAUGGCUGUACUUCCCCUUGGGCUGGCUAAAGAUAACGAAUGGUACCUCAUAAUUUACAGUUAAUGGAUACUUUAAACGACAGAACGUUGCGUUUCAAGAUAGUCUAAUGCAGCAUUUGCAACGGAAACCCGUUUCGAUGCUCGACGAUUAUGUUAAGCUAACGAAGAACACAGGGAAAUCGACGUAGAAUGUUUCGACUCGCGGUGAUAAAAUGUCAUUUAACUAUAACGCCCGAUAAACCCUUGCAAUCGUACAUUUCGGAUCGCUAGUAAAAAUCAAAGGCGUCCCACGUUCGUUUUGUACACGAACUAUGAUGUCAUACCGCAGUGCGCACCAACGACAACGAGAUUAACGGCCUUGGCGGGGAAAAUAGUUUUUACAGCGUAGACAGUUUUACUCUCGCGUACGAAUAUUAUCUAGCAAUGUAAUAAAUAAGUUACCCCUUCUACAAAAGCGUCGUUUGUACGCGUGGUAUACCGUAAGUCGUAACUGCAUGAGGAUUAGCACUGAAAUCAAUCGAUAGAAAGAUUUAUCGAUACGAUAUUAAUUCACGUUAGAUCGUACGCGAAAUUUGCUAAACGACAUCUUUGAAAUACAUAUCUGCUAAAUCGGUUAGACGUGCUUGCGAAAGCAGCGAAGCAAUGCUAAUAAAUUAUAUAAUAUACAACAUCUAAUGCUCGAUCGUAGAAGCUUGGUAUGCCAACGAAUAUGAAGUUCCUGGAAUUGAUAGCGGGGUUUAGUAACAUACGCGUCAAUUUCGAAGAAUUCUGAAUUUGUGCGGAGCGCUCAGAUAAGGAAAAAUAUCGAAUCGAUGUAUCGGGCCCUCAAAGGUAAGGCGCCCAUGGUGCAGGUCGAACGUUACGUUCCUGGUGUACAGAGCCCGCGAGGGCUGGUGGGAAAGAGAGAGGUGGUCCGGCAAUCGGAGCUCAUAGGAGCGAGACGAAGAUAGAGGGCGAGAGAGGAACGCGAGGGCCGAGGCACACACCAUCGAGUAUCAACCAGCUGGUUGGCAAGGGAGCCGCGAGCAGUCGCCAGUGAGACGCGGCACCCCGCGAGAGAUCGUCCGCUGUUUGUUCGUCCGUACGUUCGUACGUACGUCCGUGGUCGGUCUCCCUUCCUUCCGCCUGAAACCAGCUAUCGUGGUCGUGCGUACGUUCGUUCGUUCGUUCGUCCGGUUUGUGAGUGGUGUGUCUCCUCCGAUCGCCUUUGCUUCUUUGGACGACACUCGCCCCCGGUCGCGGCCAUCGUCUUUCUCUCUGUGUGUCAACCAAGUAUAUAUAUAUACCUAUAUAUAUAUAUAUACACGUUAUAUACGCGCGCGCACACACACAAACGUAUACAUACGCUCGUUGCACGCAGAGGCAUACAUACACAUACGCGUUAUAUAUCUCUUUCUCUCUCCCCGUUUCACUCUUGUGUGUGCGUGACGAACGAGCCAAGAUGGCCGCCGAUUCAGGAAUGGAGACGUGUCCCUCCCCGGAGAUUGCAGACUCCAGGAAGCGGCCACUCGAUUGCGACACGGAAAAUGGCGCGACGAAGAGGUCACAUUACGGAUCAGGAGGAGAUGGAACGUAUCACCUCAAAGUAUUGGUUCCUGGUGUGGCUGCAGGAGCUAUUAUUGGAAAAGGUGGAGACACCAUUGCCCAAUUACAAAAAGAUACAGGAGCUAGAGUCAAAAUGUCUAAAUCUCAUGACUUCUACCCAGGAACCACAGAAAGGGUAUGUUUAAUAACAGGCAGUUUGGAGGCCAUAAUGGCAGUCAUGGAUUUUAUUAUGGAUAAGAUACGUGAGAAACCAGAUCUCACAUUGAAAACAACUGUUGACUUUGAAUCUGGAAAGACUACAGCAGAGAGAGACAAGCAGGUCAAAAUUUUGGUACCUAAUAGCACAGCAGGAAUGAUAAUAGGUAAAGCUGGAAAUUAUAUUAAACAAAUUAAAGAAGAAUCUGGGUCGUACGUUCAAAUAAGUCAAAAAGCAAAAGACGUAUCUUUGCAAGAAAGAUGUAUAACGGUGAUCGGAGAAAAAGAGAAUAACCGUAAUGCAUUAAUGAUGAUAUUAGCAAAAGUGGCAGACGACCCGCAAAGCGGUACAUGCCCUAAUGUUAGUUACGCUGACGUAAGCGGUCCUGUAGCCAAUUACAAUCCAACGGGCAGCCCUUAUGCUCAAGCUCCGACAACUACUCCCACGUAUACUUCUACGGCUGGCAUUAACACAGUUAGUCUCUUGAAUGGUGCUGGUCUCAGUUUGAACUUGAACUUAGGAGCUGCAAUAACAGCGGGUACAACACCCGUAACAACGCAAUUGUUGGAACAUAUAAAGUUAAAUUUACGGACAUCGGGUUUCUCGGAACCUGCUGCCACCGAAAUUUUGUCUGCUAUUGCAACUCUCGCCAAGUACAACAUCCUCGGGAUGGGCAUUGGGAUGCCCUCGAGCAUGAGUUACCUUGGAAAUCCUAUGGACACUACCACAACAGCGAACGGUUCGAACAAUAACGGCGGAGUGUUUGGGCCAAUUGGAACGGUUCCUGCUCUCGGAUCGACUUCACCAACGCCACGCAAUACGCUCGACAGAUAUGAACCCUUUGAUCCGUUCAGACAGAACAACACAGCCGCCAGUGCUAUUCAUCUAAACAACAAUUCGUUUGGCCUGGGCACUAACCAGUUAUCGCUUGUAAGUAAGAGUCCUACACAGGUAGACGCCAACAACAAGGAGACCAAGAAAGUAGACAUAGAAAUUGCAGAGGUUAUAGUGGGAGCUAUUCUGGGACCCGGUGGUCGUGCCCUCAUUGAGAUUCAGCACUUAAGUGGCGCCAACAUACAAAUCUCUAAGAAGGGCAUGUUCGCUCCUGGUACCAGGAACCGCAUAGUGACUAUCACGGGUUAUCCUAAUGCGAUCGGCACUGCUCAAUAUUUAAUUGAGCAGAGGAUCAGCGAAGAGGAGGCAAAACGAGCACGUCAGAAUGCCCUCGCCAAUAUAAUCCAUUGAUUUCAAGUACAGUACUUUUGUUCAUCCCCAUUAUUGAGCUCCGUUAUUCACCUCUUCGCAUUUUGAGAUGAUGGCGCGGUAGCUCUCUUCUCCUGUCUUUUAAAACACUCGUCCACCACUACCACCUACCACCCGUUGUCAUCUAUCGCUACAUCACUAUAGCGCUUGCAUUCUCACAUCACUAUUCAUGCAUCCAUCAUGGCUCGUCAACAUUUAUCAAUCUUUUAAGAUAAUUAUGAUAUAUAAAUAUUACAUGUUAUAUGAUAACUACUACAAUUGUUCUGUGAUACACCACGUUACGGGGCUUUAUCACGAAUAACACACAUACCACAUCAGAGUCACAUAAUAUAUCUAGUUGUAUGGUAUAGCAUAUUGAAAAGAUGGCAUGAUAAAACCUAUUGUUCCAUUAGAGAUGAAAUGGCACAAUUCGGCCAUAAUAUUACUCUUGAAAGAUCGAGACAGAGAUGUUUACAUGGAUAAUUGUUUCGUUUUAUAAAAACAAUUUUUUCCUUUUUUUUUUUUAUAGAAGCAUAAUCCAACUACUGAUACGAGACACGCUUAGUUACAAGGUCAUACAGAACUCGCAAUUGAAUGACUUCGAUUCGAAGAUUAGUACUUCGUUUAGUGUCCUGUAACUCAACUUACAUUCGUUUUUACAAAAAGAUUCCAUAAUUAUUGUAUUGAACUGUUCCUUGAACUAUGAAAUGAUUAGGCUGUUUGAGCGAUGUUACUCUUGCUUGACAUACUAUUUUAACGCGUUUUUUAAGUACGGAAUAAUACCUUGGCAAAACCAAAGAUCUUACAUAUACGAGGCAGAAAUAACUUGGCUGGAAGAUAAAUAUAUAUACAAAGGGAGAGCUAUUCUACGUAUAAAAAUAUAUAUUUAUAUAUUUACGAUGCUGGCUGGUCCAGCUAAACGAGUAACAUAAUACCUUAUUGCCAAGUUUUAUUCUCAACCCUGAAGCUUUUAUUUCUCAAAAGAAACUUCAUCCAACUGUAUAUUAUCGUGCUUAGAUUAGUGUACACGAAAUUAUAUUAGCGUCGAGUCUCAUUAUUUCUUUACAUAUGCCUUAAGAACGGAGAGUUCGUUCUACCAAGGCGCUAGGAUAAAUACGACUCGGUUCGUUCAGACGCGAUUCACGAGCAAUGAUUUCACUACGGUUACAACACGAUCUUGUAGAUAACACUUCGUAUAUUAAAACUUUCGUCUAAUUAUUUUUAGUUUCAAGGUUUAUCAGUUGAAUACAAUUCGGAUUAAUAACAGUUUUACAUUUGUCGACACUUGCUAAAUGAAAAGCUCUGACAAAAACCUUGUUUUCGUCAUUCCUUUACGUUAUAGUUUGCAUGAAUACAAUUUUUAUUAUCACGUUGAAAUGUUUAUAUUUGUAUACAUGCGUUCUCAAUAGUUUAAUUGUCAAUCAUAUUUCCUCCCGUCAACGUGUUCGUUUCUCUUUGUUUCAAAAAAAAAGAAAAAAAAAAGCAAACAAACUUUUACGACAGUUUUAUUAAUGUAUUGAUAUUAUACAUAUUGAACAUAGGAAAAGAAGUUCCGUUUAGCAAACGUAUCUUUUCCGUGCAAUGAUCGAAGUACCUUAGGCAUAGCAUGAAAAUUGAGAUUAUUUGAUUACACGUGUUUACUCUUGCAUAUAGAGUCUGUUAUGAUCAGCAGCCCAUGUCAUACAACCUUGGGUUCUGUAUGAUACUGCUUUAUAUAAGAUUCUAUUUAAGCCAACCAAAUCUUUAACCGUUGCACUUUGACAUUGAAUCAAAUCAAGUUAGAUAGAGAAUGGAUUUUAGCUAGUAAUAAUCUUGUCUGUGUUGAUAAUUAUUGGUAUAAAAUACAGCUACGCUCUAUUGCUAGGUGAGAAAGGAUUACACCAUCUAUCGAUAACAGACAGUUACGAAUCAUUGUUUUGUUAGGGGGUAGGUAAUAGAAGAAAAAAGGGGGUGGUAUAAGGGAUAGGCGAUAAUCAAUAAUGGGUUUAGUUCAAAUAACUGAGAAAAAGUUAGCUAUAGCGUCAAAUGAAAUAUAUAAAUGUACACGAGUACAAUUCGUAGCUGAAGGCGCUGGCUCACCGCUCUUUAAUAUAAUAACUUGUAUAUUUAUAAAUAUCGUAUAACAUGAGUAAUAAUAAUAUAUUACACAGAGAGAACGAGAGAGUGAGAGACAGAGAAAAUAAAUUUAUAUGUUUGCGCGUGUGUUGUGUGUGUGUGUGGUGAGCGUGUAUAUGUAUAUACACACGUAAGUGUAUGUAUAUAUAUAUACAUACGCGCGCGCACACAUGAAAAGUUUGAAUUAGAUUAUUAAAAAAAGAGAAUUCAUAUAUCUAAAAGAAAAAAAAUAAUAUAUAUGUGUAUAUUUAUAUAUACACAGGCACAAACGUAUAUAUGUAUAUGUGUGCGCGCGUGUGUGUAUGUAUAUAUAUUUGUGCCUGUAAAACGAAAAUAUAUAUAAAGAAACAUAUAAAUAUAUAUAAAUAUAUAUAUAUAGAAUGGAAUGAUAUUAUAAACAUUGUUGGUAAAAUAUUUUUGCGUCCGCGUACGUGAAACAUGGUUUUAAGUUUAUCCAUAAAUUCUAUGUGAACUAUAAUCAAUUGAACUUCACUGUGUUGCCCAAAUACAUUGAAAAGGAAGUUACAGAAUACGCAAAUGAUGCAAACUACACAAUGACACAGAAGAUGCAAACUAUUAUUAAGUUGCUGUAGAUAGAUCAAUUCGAAAAUUUUAAAUAGAACAUGCUACGAAUGUCACGUAUAUAUAGCAAUUAAUUUAAUUUAUAAAUCGAUUUAUUUGAAUGGUCAUCGCGCUAUUACUACUAACGGCAGCAUAAUAUUUCUCUACGUUAGCUACGUACAGUAAUUUCUCACUAAUCAUCCGCAUCAUCACAUUAGAUCUAUUAUUGGCAAUUCUCAGUCUAAUCUUAUUGCCAGUCUUUUUUUUGUUUUUUUUUUAUUAUUAUUAUUAUUAUUAUUAUUUCUACUUUAUAACUCACUCGUUGACUGCUGAUAGCCAGGUGUGUUCGAAAUGAUUUGAGUAAAACAAGAUGUACUAAAAAAAUUCGAUAUCUUAAUUUAUGCAUCGAUUCAUACUUCUGUCAUGCGUAAUGCUCACGAAUACUUGUACUAGUGUACCUAAAUCUAGCAACGCACUAAAUUUGUACAUUAUAAAGUAGAUUAAAAACUUAGCUUCGCUUCGACAAGGGUUUCUACAUACUUUGUGCUUGUUACAAGUAACAGUUUUCUUCCUUUACAUUUUUUUUUAAUUUUUUUUUUAUAAGCAAGGUAAUAUGUUUGUUUUUUUUUUUUAACGCAGAAUAUUUCGUUCUAAUGAAUUAACGUAUUCAGUGUUACGUCAUCAGAGAGCUGCAAUAUUUUUAAUAUUAUCGAUACAUUGAACAAUCGUUAUCGCGACUUUCUCUCACCUGAUUUCUCGUAAACGAAAAUCAAAGCAAUUAUCUUCGUUCGACUCGAUCGAUGUAUAGGUAUCAAAUUAUUCAUGCGCAUUGAUAAAAAAAAGUAGCAUAUUCUCGCGAUUAAAUCUUCAUGCCAAAACAACUUGUAGGUAGCACAAGGUAAUUAGAUUAGGUUACGGUUUUCUCAGUAAACACAUUCCUUAGUAGAACAGAUUACGUAUAAGACUAGCUGUGAUGGAGUUGAGGGAUAUGUUCAUCGGCUGCCAGUACAUGAAAAAAAAAUGCCACGAUACGAUUGGUAGCGUGUUAAAUUAGAGAAUUUAUUUGCGCAGGAAAAGUAACUCGAUGGCAUACGAAAAAAGUUCAUCGCCAAGGAGUAAACAAGAACGGAUGAUUUCUCUGCGUAACGUAGCAGUGUUAGCGUUGAACACGCAGAAAAGCAAAAUUUUAUGCACAAUGACAUCUAUAAGAUUCUGUCAAGAUGUCACGGACGAUCUUGCGAUAUCCGUUUCCCGUUGUUAUUGUUCGAAACGUUACGAUCUUCUUGCAUUAUUGCUAAGAAAUAAAAAAAAGAGAUACGUAUACAAAAACCAUAGCGAUCAGUCAGUCUAAAUAUAAGUAUGUAUUUCCUUUUUGCGAUUUCUACGUCCGUACAAUGUUAGUGUCGUCGAUAUUAGAAAAGAAUCCUAAGUGUUCAUCGGGUAGUAAAACUAACUGUGCAUUAAAAAAGUUUAUUGCUCGCACGUUUGAGCAAAGAUCAAUCUCGAAUACUUCACUUUACAUUCUCAGAGUUCGCGUGUCGCGUUGAGUUGAAUCUAUUUGUCGCGCGUUCAACAAUUUCCGUCUUUUCAUCGGCGAAAAAAAUACAGAGGGUGACUUAGUAUUAGUGUCAGAACCGGAAAUGGGAGGUAGUUGAGACGAUUCUGAACCA